GUUUAAAUCAACAGGUAUUUCCCAAUAGUGAUCGAUUUUUAUUAUCUCUAUUGGGUAUUACCUUUGCGUCCGUGAGUCAAUAUUGUGUCAAUUAAGUUACCAUUAUAACCUGUUCAUAAGUGUUUAAAGUGGAUUUGAUAGGGGUAGAGGUUCACGGGCCAAUCUACACAUAAGUGGACGUCUCAAUUUUCAAGCCAAUUGACAAGACACGAAAAUGCAAGCAAACAACAAAGUUGGCCCAGACGGCAGCGCGCCCCCUCCUCCUUCCUACACAGCCGGUACCCAGCCCGCAUAUGGACAGCCGGGAGCUCAGCAAGGCGCAUAUGGUGUGCCAAUCACCGGACAGCCAGGGGUACCUGGGGUUCCGGGCGGGAAUCAGGCACCGGUAGUAUGGAUGCCCAAACCGUCAGUGCCUGGGUGUCCCCCAGGGCUUGAGUACUUGACGGAGAUUGACCAAAUACUGGUCAAACAACAGAUUGACAUGCUGGAAUUGUUUACUGGUUGGGAACAGCAGAACAAGUACCGCCUGAUGAACAGCAUGGGGCAACAGGUGUACUAUGCUAAGGAAGAGUCCGGGGCGUGUGAGCGACAGUGUUGCCAGGCAAACCGAUCAUUCACGAUGCACAUUACGGACAAUGCGGGAAUGGAAGUUGUCCGCCUGCAGCGCGAGUUCCGUUGUGUGCGUGAUAGCUGCUGGUUCGCAUGCAUGGACUGCUGCGCUCACGUGAUCGCCAUAGAGGCACCUGUGGGGGUCACCGUGGGAUAUGUCAAGCAGAAAUGUAGCCCCUGUCCUCCCCGGUUUGGGAUCCUGGACGCCGACCAGAACGAGGUUCUCUCUAUAGAAGGACCCUGCUGCAUGAUCCCGUGCACGGACAUCGAAUUCAAAGUGAUCUCCGCCAAAGACGGGUCGGAGGUGGGAAAGGUCACCAAGCAGUGGGCCGGAAUGAUGAAGGAAAUGUUCACGCAGGCGGAUAACUUUGGCAUCUCAUUUCCCAUGGAUCUGGACGUCAAGAUGAAGGCGACGAUGCUUGGAGCAUGUUUCCUCAUUGACUUUAUGUACUUCGAACAACGGCCAACAACAACCGCCACUAUUGAACCUGAUGACGUCAUACGUGAGCUAGUACGGACAUAAGUGCGGACGACUAGAAUGAAGCGUCUGUGAUGUCGAUCAAUAUCAUUUGGACGCUCUUUACAAGCAUUGCUGUGAUUCGUGUUAACACACACAUAAAAAACAAUUAUAUUUUAAUAAUUAUGUUUAUAGUAAUUUUGUUUAACAUUUCUUAAGGUAAAAAAAAGAAAUAGUAAA
Messenger RNA from Mya arenaria, 1306 nucleotides. Its product is annotated as phospholipid scramblase 2-like. Gene Ontology annotation, molecular function: phospholipid scramblase activity. The coding region runs from base 215 to 1132 and encodes 305 amino acids. NCBI's taxonomy places the organism in Eukaryota, Metazoa, Mollusca, Bivalvia, Myida, Myidae. The record is from RefSeq and is a predicted model, not a curated record. The transcript has 11 exons. Gene Ontology annotation, cellular component: plasma membrane. Gene Ontology annotation, biological process: plasma membrane phospholipid scrambling.